Molecule: messenger RNA, 1859 nt
Organism: Saprolegnia parasitica CBS 223.65
Lineage: Eukaryota; Oomycota; Saprolegniomycetes; Saprolegniales; Saprolegniaceae
Exons: 7
Coding region: 27-1811 (594 amino acids)
Biological process (GO): endocytosis
Cellular component (GO): endosome; plasma membrane; clathrin vesicle coat
Molecular function (GO): phospholipid binding; clathrin binding
Source: RefSeq, a predicted model, not a curated record
ACCGUUGAGACGACGACGACGACGGGAUGGACCGCUUGAUGCUCGACAAGUUCAAGAACGCGCUGGACGAUGCGAAAGGCGCGGUGAAGGCGCGCAUGGGCUCGGAGACGGAGCGCAAGAUCGAAGAAGCGCUCUCGAAUAAGAACUGGGGCGCGUCAAGCACGCUCUUGAACGAGCUCGCGCAAUUGACCUACGAAUACGAAUCGUACAACCUUAUCAUGAAGAAGGUCUGGGAAGGCAUGGACGUCGAGGCGCGGCAAUGGCGCACGGUCUUCAAGGCGCUCACGCUCCUCGACCACUUGAUCAAGAACGGCACGGAGCGUGUCGUUGAGAACGCCAGAGAUCACAUGUUCAAGCUGCGAACGCUCUCGGAUUUCAACUACUAUGACGGCUCGGCCGACAAGGGCGCCGGCGUGCGGGAAAAGGUCAAGCAAGUGCUCGAGAUGCUCAAUGACAACGACCGCAUUCGCGACGAGCGAGAGAAGGCCAAGCGCCUCCGCGACAAGUACACGGGUGUCGGUUCCAGUGGCAGCAUUGGCGGCGGCAGUGGCGGCUACAGCAACUCGGGCGGCUAUGGCAAUUCGGGUGGCUAUGGCAACUCAGGUGGCAGCGGUGGCUACGGCAACAGCAACAGUGGCGGCUACGGCAACAGCGGCAGCGGUGGUUACGGCAACACGGACGAGCGACGAACGAGCAGCCGCGACAAGUACGACCAGGGCGGCUACGACAACCCGCGCCCGAGCAGCCGCACGGGAAGCCGCGACAAGUACGAAUCGCGCCACGACGAAGACGAGUCGGAAGAGGAGGUCCGGCCCAAGGCGCGUCGCUCGUCCAAGAAGAAGGCGGCCAAGGAAGCGGAGCCCGUGGCCGACGACGAGCCCGUGCGUGCGCCGUCGGCGGCCCCUUCUCUCUUGGACCAAGACUUCUUUUCGGCGCCGGCGGUCACCGUCCACCCCGUCGCCGACCCGUUUGCACUGCCGGCGGCCCCCGCCGCGGCGCCGGCCUUUAACAACGCGUAUGGCAGUGCGCCCGUGGGCUUUGGUCAGAUGCCGGCACCGACGCCGGGCUUCCCGCCGCAGCAACCCGGGAUGAACCAGUUUCCGGGCGGCUUCCAGAACAUGGCGCCCGCGCCUGUCAUGGGCGGCAUGGCCGCCGGUCAAUUCGGCUCGCGUCCCAGCAUGACGCAGCCGUACGGGAGCAACCCGCAGCCGGGCAUGGGUCAGCAGCAACCCCUGUACGGCAGCAACGCCAGCAUGGGCCAGUACGGCCAGCCGUCCAGUCAGUUUGGCGCGCCGCAACAACAGCAGCAAAUGCAGCAGCAACAACAAAUGCAGCCCCCGCCGGCGGUCAAGAAGGAAGAGCCGCCGCGCUCAAACGAUGCGUGGGGCGCGGGCUCCAACCUCUUUGACUUGAGCAACCUCAGCAAGAGCAAUGCGACGUCGACGAGCGCCGCCAUGCCGGCCGCCAAGCAGCCGCCGGCGUUCGGCGCUCAGAACAGCUUCAACGGCCUCGACACACUCGCCGGCAUGCCCAACAAGGGUCCUUCCAACCCGAUGCCGGCGAUGGGCGGGAUGGCCAUGGGCCAGACGCAGAUGCGCCCGGCCAUGGGCGGCAUGAACCCCAUGGGUGGCCAGCCGCAGUACGGUCAGCCGCAGUACGGCCAGCCGCAAGCGCAGUUCGGUCAGCCCCAGUACGGCCAGCCGCAGCCCCAGUACGGACAGCCGCAAUACGGCCAGCCUCAGUAUGGCCAGCAGCAACAACAGCAGCAGCAGUAUGGCCAGCAGCAGUUUGGUGGCUUCCGCCCGUUCUAAGUAUUACGACCGACCGAAGGUUGAAGACUCGAGAGAUAUAUGACCUUG